UGCGGGGAGGGCCGCUAGUCGGCCGGCGACGGCGCUGCGUCACGGGCUUUCAGGCGCUUCGCUCUUGGAGACGGCGACGGCUGUGGGCCUCGGCUCUGGCCUCCCGCGCCCUGGGAGUCAGGUCGGUGGCGCGAUGAGGCGCAGCAAGGCCGACGUGGAGCGGUACAUCGCCUCGGUGCAGGGUUCCGUCCCAUCGCCUCGAGAGAAGUCAAUGAAAGGAUUCUAUUUUGCAAAGCUGUACUAUGAAGUUAAAGAAUAUGAUCUUGCUAAAAAAUAUAUAACUGCGUAUAUUAAUGUGCAAGAAAGAGAUCCCAAAGCUCACAGAUUUCUUGGUCUUCUUCAUGAAGUGGAGGAAAAUAUAGACAAAGCUGUUGAAUGUUACAAGCGUUCAGUGGAAUUAAACCCAACACAAAAAGAUCUUGUUUUGAAGAUUGCAGAGUUGCUUUGCAAAAAUGAUGUUACUGAUGGAAGAGCAAAAUACUGGGUUGAAAGAGCAGCCAAACUUUUCCCAGGAAGUCCUGCAAUUUAUAAACUAAAGGAACAGCUUUUAGAUUGCAAAGGUGAAGAUGGAUGGAAUAAACUUUUUGACUUGAUUCAGUCAGAACUUUAUGCAAGACCUGAUGAUGUCUAUGUGAACAUCCGACUAGUAGAACUGUAUCGCUCAAAUAAAAGAUUGAAGGAUGCUGUGGGCCACUGCCAUGAGGCAGAGAAAAACAUAGCUCUGCGUUCAAGUUUAGAAUGGAAUUCAUGUGUUGUACAGACCCUUAAGGAAUAUCUGGAAUCUUUACAGUGUUUGGAGUCUGAUAAAAGUAACUGGCAAACUACUAAUAAAGAUUUACUUCUGGCCUAUGCUAACCUUAUGCAUCUUACGCUCUCCACUAGAGAUGUGCAAGAAAGUAGAGAAUUAUUGGAAAGUUUUGAUAGUGCUCUUCAGUCUGUGAAAUCUUGUGUGGGUGGAAAUGAUGAACUCUCAACUACCUUCUUAGAAGUAAAAGGACAUUUCUACAUGCAUGCUGGUUCUUUGCUUCUGAAGAUGGGUCAGCAUAGUGAAGUGCAAUGGCGAGCUGUCUCUGAGCUGGCUACAUUGUGCUAUCUCAUAGCAUUUCAGGUUCCAAGACCAAAGAUUAAGUUAAUAAAAGGAGAAGUUGGACAAAAUCUGGUGGAAAUGAUGGCCUGCGAUCGUCUAAGCCAAUCAGGACACAUGCUGCUAAACUUAAGUCGUGACAAGCAAGAUUUUUUAAAAGAGGUUGUAGAAUCCUUUGCCAAUAAAAGUGGGCAGUCUGCAUUGUAUGAUGCUCUGUUUUCUAGUCAGUCACCUAAGGAUAGAUCUUUUCUUGGUAAUGAUGAUAUUGGAAACAUUGAUGUACAAGUGCCAGAGCCUGAUGAUUUGGCUAGAUAUGAUGUUGGUGCCAUUCGAGCACAUAAUGGUAGUCUUCAGCACCUUACCUGGCUUGGCUUACAAUGGAAUUCGUUGUCUGCCUUACCUGCAGUUCGGAAAUGGCUAAAACAGCUGUUUCAUCAUUUGCCCCAGGAGACCUCAAGACUUGAAACAAAUGCACCUGAGUCCAUAUGUAUUUUAGAUCUUGAAGUAUUUCUACUUGGAGUAAUAUAUACCAGCCACUUACAAUUAAAGGAGAAGUGUAGUUCUCACUGUAGCUUCUAUCAGCCACUAUGCUUGCCACUUCCUGUUUGUAAACAGCUUUGUACAGAAAGACAAAAAUCUUGGUGGGAUGCAGUUUGUAAUCUAAUUCACAGAAAAACAAUACCCGGAACCACAGCAAAAUUGCGACUUCUAGUUCAGCAUGACAUAAACACACUAAGGGGCCAGGAAAAGCAUGGCCUUCAGCCUGCCCUGCUCGUGCAUUGGGCAAAAUGCCUUCAGAAAACGGGCAGCGGUCUUAAUUCUUUUUAUGAUCAACGGGAAUACAUAGGCAGAAGUGUUCAUUAUUGGAAAAAAGUUUUGCCAAUGUUGAAGACAAUCAAAAAGAAGAGCAGUAUUCCUGAGCCUACGGACCCUCUGUUUAAACAUUUUCAUAGUGCAGACAUUCAGGCAUCUGAAGUUGGUGAAUAUGAGGAAGAAGCACACAUAACAUUUGCUAUAUUGGAUGUAGUUAAUGGAAAUAUAGAAGAUGCUAUGACUGCUUUUGAAUCUAUAAAAAACGUUGUUUCUUACUGGAAUCUUGCACUGAUUUUUCACAGAAAAGCAGAAGACAUUGAAAAUGAUGCCCUUUCUCCUGAAGAACAAGAAGAGUGCAAAAAUUACCUGAGAAAGGCCAGGGACUACCUAAUAAAAAUUUUAGAUGACAGUGAUUCCAAUCUUUCAGUGGCCAAGAAGUUGCCUGUGCCACUGGAGUCUGUAAAAGAGAUGCUUAAUUCGGUCAUGCAGGAACUUGAUGACUAUAGUGAAGGAGGUCCUUUUUAUAAAAAUGGUUCUUUGCGAAAUGCAGACUCAGAAAUAAAACAUUCUACACCAUCUCCCAGCAUAUAUUCUCUAUCACCAAGUAAAAGUUACAAGUAUUCUCCCAAAACACCACCUCGAUGGGCAGAAGAUCAAAAUUCUUUAUUGAAAAUGAUCUGCCAACAAGUAGAGGCCAUUAAGAAAGAAAUGCAGGAGUUGAAACUACAUAGUAGUAACUCAGGGUCCCCUCAUCGUUGGCCUCCAGAGAAUUAUGGACCAGAUUCAGUGCCUGAUGGAUAUCAGGGAUCACAGACUUUUCAUGGGGCUCCACUAACAGUUGCAACUACUGGCCCUUCAGUAUAUUAUAGUCAGUCACCAGCAUAUAAUUCCCAGUAUCUUCUCAGACCAGCAGCUAAUGUUACUCCCACAAAGGGUCCGGUUUAUGGCAUGAAUAGGCUUCCACCUCAACAACAUAUAUAUGCCUAUUCCCAACAGAUGCACACACCACCAGUCCAAAGCUCAUCUGCUUGUAUGUUCUCUCAAGAGAUGUAUGGUCCUCCCUUGCGUUUUGAGUCUCCUGCAACAGGAAUUCUAUCACCCAGGGGUGAUGAUUACUUUAAUUACAAUGUUCAACAGACAAGCACAAAUCCACCUUUGCCAGAGCCAGGUUAUUUCACAAAACCCCCAGUUGCAGCUCAUGCUUCAAGACCUGCAGAAUCUAAGGUUAUUGAAUUUGGAAAAUCUAAUUUUGUUCAGCCUGUGCCAGGUGAAGGAAUAAGACCAUCUUUGACAGCACCUGCACAUACAACACAGCCAACUCCUUUUAAAUUUAACUCAAAUUUCAAGUCAAAUGAUGGUGACUUUACCUUUUCUUCACCACAGGUUGUAACACAACCCCCUUCUACAGCUUACAAUAAUAAUGAAAGCCUUUUAGGUCUCUUAACUUCAGAUAAACCUUUGCAAGGAGAUGGCUACAGUGGGCCAAAAGCUAGUCAAACCAGUGGACCUCGAAAUACGUUCAGUUUUGGAAGCAAAAAUGUGCCUGGAAUUUCAUUUACUGAAAACAUGGGUCCAAAUCAGCAAAAGAAUUCUGGUUUUCGUCGAAGUGAUGACAUGUUUACUUUCCAUGGUCCAGGGAAAUCAGUAUUUGGAACACCUGCACCGGAGCUGGCCAACAAGAGUCAUGAAACAGAUGGAGGGAGUGCCCAUGGUGAUGAUGAUGAUGAUGGCCCUCACUUUGAGCCUGUGGUACCUCUUCCUGAUAAGAUUGAAGUGAAAACUGGUGAGGAAGAUGAAGAAGAGUUCUUUUGCAAUCGUGCAAAAUUGUUUCGUUUUGAUGCAGAAUCCAAAGAAUGGAAGGAACGUGGAAUUGGUAAUGUAAAAAUCCUCAGGCAUAAAACAUCUGGCAAAAUUCGCCUUCUCAUGAGACGAGAGCAAGUAUUGAAAAUCUGUGCAAAUCAUUACAUCAGUCCGGAUAUGAAACUCACACCAAACGCUGGCUCUGACAGAUCUUUUGUAUGGCAUGCUCUUGAUUACGCUGAUGAGUUGCCCAAACCAGAACAAUUGGCUAUUAGAUUCAAAACUCCCGAGGAGGCAGCACUUUUUAAGUGCAAGUUUGAAGAGGCCCAGAACAUUUUAAAAGACUUAGGAGCAAAUGUAGCCACAACAACAAAUCAGGCUAUGAGAAUUGUAAAAGAAUCCACAAGUCAUGAUAACAAAGAUAUUUGCAAAUCUGAUGCUGGAAACAUGAAUUUUGAAUUUCAGAUUGCAAAGAAAGAAGGGUCUUGGUGGCAUUGUAACAGCUGCUCAUUAAAGAAUGCUGCAACUGCUAAGAAGUGUGUAUCAUGCCAGAAUCUAAACCCAAACAAGAAAGAACUCCUUGGCCCACCAUUAGUUGAAACUGUGUCUGCUCUUACAGCUGGCCUAGAAAAUACACCAGAUAGAUUUGCAUCAACAACUCCAAAGAAAGAAGGUCACUGGGAUUGUAGUAUUUGCUUAGUGAGAAAUGAACCUACUGUAUCUAGGUGCAUUGCAUGCCAGAAUGCAAAGGCUGCUAACAAGAGUGGAUCUUCAUUUGUUCAGCAAGCUUCAUUUAAAUUUGGCCAGGGAGAUCUUCCUAAGUCUGUUAACAGUGAUUUCCGAUCUGUUUGUUCUACGAAGGAAGGACAGUGGGAUUGCAGUGUAUGCCUCGUACAAAAUGAAGGAAGUUCUACAAAGUGUGCUGCCUGUCAGAAUCCAAGAAAACAGAAUUUAUCUACUUCUUCUGUUUCAGCUCCUGCUUCCUUUAAGUUUGGUACUUCAGAAAUAAGUAAAACCCCAAAGAGUGGAUUUGAGGACAUGUUUGCCAAGAAGGAAGGACAGUGGGAUUGCAGUUGCUGCUCAUUACGAAAUGAAGCAAGUGCUACAGUAUGUGUUGCUUGUCGGAAUCCAGGUAAAUUGAGUCUAUCCACCUCUGUUCCAGCACCUGCCUCUUUUAAGUUUAGUACUUCAGAGACAAGCAAAGCUCCAAAGAGUGGAUUUGAAGGCAUGUUCACCAAGAAGGAAGGACAGUGGGAUUGCAGUAUUUGCUUAGUGCGAAAUGAGGCAAGUGCUACCACUUGUGUUGCUUGCCAGAAUCCAAGUAAACAAAAUCAGCCUACUUCUGCUGUUCUAGCGCCUGCCUCAUCAGAUACAUGCAAGGCUCCAAAGAGUGGAUUUGAAGGCAUGUUCACCAAGAAGGAAGGACAGUGGGAUUGCAGUAUUUGCUUAGUGCGAAAUGAGGCAAGUGCUACCACCUGUGUUGCUUGCCAGAAUCCAAGUAAACAAAAUCAGCCUGUUUCUGCUGUUCUAGCUCCUGCCUCGUCAGAUACAUGCAAGCCUCCAAAGGGUGGAUUUGAAGGAAUGUUCACCAAGAAGGAAGGACAGUGGGAUUGUAGCAUUUGCUUUGUGCAAAAUGAGAGUUCUUCCAUAAAAUGUGUGGCUUGUGAUGCCUCUAAACCAACUCAUAAACCUAUUGCAGAAGCUCCUUCCGCUUUCACUUUGGGCUCAAAAACUAAGUUAAAUGACUCUUCUGGAAAUCAAGUUGGAACAGGAUUUAAAAGUAACUUUUCUGAAAAAGGUUUUAAAUUUGGUACUGCAGAACAAGGAUUUAAAUUUGGGCAUGUGGAUCAAGAAAGUACACCUUCAUUUACAUUUCAGGGUUCUUCUAAUACAGAUUCUAAGUCAACAAAAGAAGGAUUUAGUUUUUCUGUCCCUAUGUCUGCUGAUGGAUUUAAAUUUGGCAUUCAGGAGUCUGGAAUUCAAGAGAAGAAAAGUGAAAAGCCCCUUGAAAAUGAGCCUGGUGUUCAGGCUCAGGAUAUCAGUAGUCAGAAGAAUGGUAGUAGUGUAAUUUUUGGUCAAACUGGUAGCACUUUUACCUUUGCAGAUCUCGCAAAAUCAACUUCAGGAGAAGGAUUUCAGUUUGGCAAAAAAGACCCUAAUUUCAAGGGAUUUUCAGGUGCAGGAGAAAAAUUAUUCUCAUCACAAAGUGGUAAAAUGGCUGAUAAAGCUGACACUUCUGCUGACCUUGAGAAAGAUGAUGAUGCCUAUCGGACCGAGGACAGUGAUGACAUCCAUUUUGAACCAGUAGUUCAGAUGCCUGAAAAAGUAGAACUUGUAACAGGAGAAGAAGAUGAAAAAGUUCUUUAUUCACAGCGGGUAAAAUUAUUUAGGUUUGAUGCUGAGAUAAGUCAGUGGAAAGAAAGGGGUCUGGGGAACUUAAAAAUUCUCAAGAAUGAAGUCAAUGGCAAACUAAGAAUGCUUAUGCGAAGAGAACAGGUACUAAAAGUGUGUGCUAAUCAUUGGAUAACAACUACGAUGAACCUGAAGCCUCUCUCUGGGUCCGAUAGAGCAUGGAUGUGGUUAGCGAGUGAUUUUUCUGAUGGUGAUGCCAAACUAGAGCAGCUGGCAGCAAAAUUUAAAACACCAGAGCUGGCUGAAGAAUUCAAGCAGAAAUUUGAGGAAUGCCAGCGACUUCUAUUAGAUAUACCACUUCAAACUCCUCAUAAACUUGUAGACACUGGCAGAGCUGCUAAGUUAAUCCAGAGAGCAGAAGAAAUGAAGAGUGGAUUAAAAGAUUUCAAAACGUUUUUGACAAAUGAUCAAACAAAAGUCACUGAUGGAGAGAGUGAAUCCUCUGAUGCAGGUGCUGCCAGUGCCUCUGAUACAACCAGCAAGCCAAACCCUGAAAACACAGGGCCCACACUGGAGUGGGACAACUAUGAUUUAAGGGAAGAUGCUUUGGAUGAUAGUGUGAGUAGUAGCUCAGUACAUGCUUCUCCACUGGCAAGUAGCCCCGUGAGGAAAAAUCUCUUUCGCUUUGGUGAGUCAACAACAGGAUUUAACUUCAGUUUUAAGUCUGCUUUGAGUCCAUCUAAGUCUCCUGCCAAAUUGAACCAGAGUGGGACCUCAGUUGGCACUGAUGAAGAAUCUGAUGUUACUCAGGAAGAAGAGAGAGAUGGCCAGUACUUUGAACCUGUUGUACCUUUACCUGAUCUAGUGGAAGUGUCCAGUGGUGAGGAAAAUGAACAAGUUGUUUUUAGUCACAGAGCAAAACUCUAUAGAUAUGAUAAAGAUGUUGGUCAGUGGAAAGAAAGAGGCAUUGGUGAUAUAAAGAUUUUACAGAAUUAUGAUAAUAAGCAAGUUCGAAUAGUGAUGAGAAGGGACCAGGUGUUAAAACUUUGUGCCAAUCACAGAAUAACACCAGAUAUGACUUUGCAAAAUAUGAAAGGGACAGAACGAGUGUGGGUGUGGACUGCUUGUGAUUUUGCAGAUGGGGAAAGAAAAGUAGAACAUUUAGCUGUCCGUUUUAAACUACAGGAUGUUGCAGAUUCAUUUAAGAAAAUAUUUGAUGAAGCAAAAAUAGCCCAAGAAAAAGAUUCUUUGAUAACACCUCAGGUUUCUCGUUCAACCACUCCUAGAGAGUCACCAUGUGGCAAAAUCGCUGUUGCUGUAUUAGAAGAAACCACAAGAGAAAGGACAGAUUUAAUUCAGAGUGACGACACAGCAGAUGCAACUUCAGAAGUUGGAGAAGCGUCUAGCACAUCUGAAGCAACAACAAAAGCAGUGGUUUCUCCUCCAAAGUUUGUAUUUGGUUCGGAGUCUGUUAAAAGUAUUUUUAGUAGUGAAAAAUCAAAACCAUUUGCAUUUGGCAACAGUUCAGCCACUGGGUCUUUGUUUGGAUUUAGUUUUAAUGCACCUUUGAAAAAUAGUAGUGAAAUUAGUUCAGUAGUCAAGAGUGGAUCUGAAAGAAAAGUGGAACCUAAUUGCAAAGAGUCGAAGAAUUCAGAUGGCAAACAGUCUUCAGAUGGCAAAGUCAGAAAUCUCUUUGCUUUUCCAAAGGAAGAGUCCUCAACUAAUUACACCUUUAAAACACCAGAAAAGGGAUUUAAUUUUAGCCUUUUUAAAUCUAAUCCAAUGGCUUUUUGGACCAGCAUCCCUUCCUCACAGCCUGAGAACGAAGCAAAAGAGAAGGUAAAACCUGAAGAUCCUCCCUCAGAUGAUGAUGUUCUCAUUGUAUAUGAGUUAAUACCCACCCCUGAGCAAAAAGAUCUUGCAAGCAAACUUAAACUUCCUCCAACUUUCUUCUGCUAUAAGAAUAAACCAGAUUAUAUUAGCGAAGAAGAAGAGGAUGAUGAAGAUUUCGAAACAGCUGUCAAGAAACUUAAUGGAAAACUAUAUCUGGAUGACUCAGAAAAAUGUAGACCAUUAGAAGAAAAGCUAACAGAUAAUGAAAAAGAAUGUGUUAUUGUUUGGGAAAAGAAACCAACAGUUGAAGAGAAGGCAAAAGCAGAUACAUUAAAACUUCCACCUACAUUUUUUUGUGGAGUCUGCAGUGAUACUGAUGAAGACAAUGGAAAUGGGGAAGACUUUCAGUCAGAAUUUCAAAAAGUUCAGGACUCUCAAAAAUCCCAGAGUGAAGAAAUAGCUAACAUGGCUGAACGUAUGUAUACACGUGGGAGUAAAGUGACUGCACCAUUUUUAUGUAAAUCUGAAGAACCUGGUUUUAUUACCAAAUCUGCUAGUUCACCACCUGUUUCUUCUGGAACUGUGGAUAAACCUGUAGAUUUGUCUGCUAGAAAGGAAAAUGAUGCAGAUUCUACAAGCCAAGUGGAAAGCAAAACAGUUUCAUUUGGAUUUGGAAGUAGCGCGGGACUGUCAUUUGCAGACUUGGCUUCCAGUAAUUCUGGGGAUUUUGCUUUUGGUUCUAAAGAUAAGAAUUUCCAGUGGGCAAAUACUGGAGCAGCUGUGUUUGGAGCACAGUCAACCAGUAAAGUUGGCGAAGAUGAAGAUGGUAGUGAUGAAGAAGUUCACAAUGAAGAUAUCCAUUUUGAACCAAUAGUGUCAUUACCUGAGGUAGAAGUAAAAUCUGGAGAAGAAGAUGAAGAAAUUUUAUUUAAAGAGAGAGCCAAACUCUAUAGAUGGGAUCGAGAAGUCAGUCAGUGGAAAGAGCGUGGUAUAGGAGACAUAAAGAUUCUUUGGCAUACAAUGAAGAAUUACUACCGGAUCCUAAUGAGAAGAGACCAGGUUUUUAAAGUGUGUGCAAACCAUGUCAUCACGAAAACAAUGGAAUUAAAACCCUUGAAUGUUUCGAACAAUGCUUUAGUUUGGACUGCCUCAGAUUAUGCUGAUGGAGAAGCCAAAGUGGAACAGCUUGCAGUAAGGUUUAAAACCAAAGAAAUGGCUGAUUGUUUUAAAAAAAAAUUUGAAGAAUGUCAACAGAAUUUAUUGAAACUCCAAAAAGGACAAGUAUCACUGACAGCAGAGUUAUCGAAGGAGACAAAUCCUGUGGUGUUUUUUGAUGUUUGCGCAGACGAUGAACCUCUAGGACGUAUAACCAUGGAAUUAUUUUCAAACAUUGUUCCUCAGACUGCAGAGAACUUCAGAGCACUCUGCACUGGAGAGAAAGGCUUUGGCUUCAAGAACUCCAUUUUUCACAGAGUAAUUCCAGAUUUUGUUUGCCAAGGGGGAGAUAUCACCAAACAUGAUGGAACAGGAGGACGAUCUAUCUAUGGAGAUAAAUUUGAAGAUGAAAAUUUUGAUGUGAAACAUACUGGUCCUGGCUUACUAUCAAUGGCCAAUCGAGGCCGGGAUACCAAUAAUUCUCAGUUUUUUAUAACACUGAAAAAAGCAGAACAUUUGGACUUUAAGCAUGUAGUAUUUGGGUUUGUUAAGGAUGGCAUGGAUACUGUGAAAAAGAUUGAAUCAUUUGGCUCUCCUAAAGGGUCUGUUAGUCGAAGAAUUAGUAUCACAGAAUGUGGACAGAUAUAAAAUCAUUGUUUUUUCUAGUAAAUUUUACCUGUAUAAACAGUUGAAUUGAAGCUUAGCUGUUGUGACAAUAUGGUAAUAAUUAUGUUCAGCUUUUGAAAAUGGACGUUUCCAAUGUAUAAAUGUACAAUUGCAGCUUAUAGCUGUUGUCACUUUUUAAUGUGUUAUAAUUGACCUUGCAUGGUGUGAAAUAAAAGUUUAAACACUGGUGUAAAUCAGGUGUACUUGUGUUUAUGUACUCCUGACAUAUCUGUAUUAAAAUGGAAUAAUACUAAUCUUGUUAAAAGCAAUAGACCUUCUCAAACUAUUGAAGGAAUAUGAUAUAUGCAAUUUAAUUUUACCUUUUAAGAUACUGAAUUUCCUGCAUGGAUAAAUUUACCAUUUGAAUAAAGGGACCACAACUUGGAUAAUUUUUAUUUUAGAUUUGAAAUAUAUUUGGUAAUUUUAAA
This is a messenger RNA of Mustela lutreola (European mink), 10131 nucleotides long. RefSeq names its product E3 SUMO-protein ligase RanBP2. Lineage: Eukaryota; Metazoa; Chordata; Mammalia; Carnivora; Mustelidae. Gene Ontology annotation, biological process: protein folding; NLS-bearing protein import into nucleus; protein peptidyl-prolyl isomerization. The transcript has 30 exons. The record is from RefSeq and is a predicted model, not a curated record. Gene Ontology annotation, molecular function: peptidyl-prolyl cis-trans isomerase activity; GTPase activator activity; protein binding. Gene Ontology annotation, cellular component: cytoplasm; nuclear pore. The coding region runs from base 134 to 9685 and encodes 3183 amino acids.